ACUACCUAUCAAGGAAGUGCCUAAAAUGUGAAAAUUGUAUCAUAAACGCAAGGUGGCAAACGAGCACGGAUGUCCCCUAUCUGACGACAAAAUUACAACGUCCAAUCGUAUAUACAUAUUCAUUCUUGUCGUAAUUUUAAUAUGUUACAAUAGUGAAGAAAUGUCUGGCAGAGGACCGUGGACGGUAUACAACAGAGCUUUAUGAACACAUUGAAAAGAUUUCCACAGAUGCUUUUCGACCAUUGGCUACGACUGAACGACGCAGACAUUUCCAAGGCAUACAAACAGAACAAAGGCGACACUAUACGCCGAGGAAGAAUUAUACGUUUAAUGAAUGUGACGCUAGCAAUGACGUAGGAAGGAAACCAAGGCUGGAAAUAAACAGCUAAGGAACGUAACUAUAAUCAGGGGAGGUAACGCCAACCAACAGUUAAAACAGUUAAAACAGUUGCGUUUCGCUUCAUCUAAGGGGCGUAACUCAAAACACCACUUGUCUAUUUGACGAAACUUUAUUCAACAUCUAUGGGACGUAACUCCAGCUAGUUGCCACAGAUCUGUUCAUAUGACUGAACGUUUCAUCAAGAGACAUAACUGUCGAUGUCAUCCUAGUCUCACUCCCAUUAUUGUGAGACUCUACGUCAUAAAAAUGUUUCAAAGAAGAGGCUUACGAUAUAUGCCACUUAUCAUCGUUGCUAUCACUAUGUAUCUUGCGUUCCACGUCCAACAGGACAUUCGGUUUAUGAUGAAUAAACGGGAUUUAAGGAACGAUAACUCUUCACUUCUUUCGGUACGUACAACGACCGAGUUGAUGCCGUUUUUAAACAAUACGGCUCUUGAGGAAAUUUUUAUUCCUAACAUAAGUUUUCCGUUAGAUAUUGACUUGGAAAAUGCAGUCAAAGAUAAAAUAGAAAACGGCAUCAAAAUUCCACAUCGACCUAUAAACGUUAUCAGACGCAGAUACAUUUAUCGUCCCCCGGCCUGCCAGUUCAGUAACACUACAGAAGACAUACCACUAUUAAUUCUGGUGAAAUCAAGUAUUAGAAAUGUUUUUUUACGUGAUGCCAUUAGAGAAACUUGGGGAAAGGAUCUCGGUGAAAGUAUAAAGAUUUUCUUCUUGCUUGGUACUUCCACUUCGAUGAGAGAUACCAUUGUGAUGGAAUCUGACGCCUACAACGACAUCAUCAUGGGAAAUUUCGUGGAUGCCUAUUCCAAUAACACUCUGAAAUCGAUCAUGGGAUUUAAUUGGGCCGUGAAUGAGUGCUCGACGGCUGAUAUGAUUCUUUUCAUAGACGACGAUCAUCUACCGAACAUGCACAAUAUCUUGUCUUAUCUGCAUUCAUUCGACUCUGAACAAUUAGACGACAUGUACUGUGGAUACAGACUCAACAAGGGGCAAGUGUAUCGGGGGAGAAAUAGAUGGGGGAUACUUAGGUUUACGUACCCGUAUCAAUAUUGGCCGCCCUAUCUAAGGGGCGGGGCUUACCUCAUAUCACAAAAGAUUGCAAAGAAAUUUUCAAUAGCGUUUCCUUACGUAAAACUUAUUCACGUUGAUGACAGUUACCUCGGAAUUGUGUCACUAAAACUAAAUAUUCUUCCCCAGCAUGACGUCAGGUUUAUGAUGGACAAACAGGAGAUUGGUACACAAAAACGUUUUUUCGUUUUCAAUGACUAUAAAAAACCAAAAGAGUUUAAAAAAGACUGGAAAAUAGUUACGAAUCAGAUAUAAACAUUAUUAUAAUUAUUUAUCGUGUUUAUAACUCUCAACUCACAAGGACAGGGAACAAUUUUGCAAGUCACAGGUUCAAAAAAUUGUAAUUUAUUUUAUAGAUCGUAAAAAUAGUUGAACCUUCGUGUCGCGAUGAAACAUUCAAUAGUCAUGUGAAUAUCUUUGCCAAACGUGCAUACUGAUGUAAGCGACAUAUCGUAAUGAUGUACAUGUACUCGACUCUUCGUUAUGAUGUAAGCGACAGUUUGUAAUGAUGUACAUGUACUCGACUCUUCGUUAUGAUGUAAGCGACAGUUCGUAAUGAUGUACGUGUACUCGACUCUUCGUUAUGAUGUAAGCGACAGUUCGUAAUGAUGUACGUGUACUCGACUCUUCGUUAUGAUGUAAGCGACAGUU
This is a messenger RNA of Mizuhopecten yessoensis (Yesso scallop), 2122 nucleotides long. Its product is annotated as beta-1,3-galactosyltransferase brn-like. Gene Ontology annotation, cellular component: membrane. Bases 563 to 1726 code for a protein of 387 amino acids. Gene Ontology annotation, molecular function: UDP-glycosyltransferase activity; hexosyltransferase activity. The transcript has 2 exons. NCBI's taxonomy places the organism in Eukaryota, Metazoa, Mollusca, Bivalvia, Pectinida, Pectinidae. The record is from RefSeq and is a predicted model, not a curated record.